Molecule: messenger RNA, 615 nt
Organism: Caenorhabditis angaria
Lineage: Eukaryota; Metazoa; Nematoda; Chromadorea; Rhabditida; Rhabditidae
Source: the annotation of a GenBank genome assembly
AUGUUCACCCUGAUUUAUCUUUUAUCAACGACUACUUCAGCAAUACAAAUCCCAGAAAACUCCCUUGAAUCUAAUUUAAUUGUUAAUUAUCACAAUUCGAUUCGAAGUUUAUUUGCGAAAGGUGAAAUAUUUGCACCAAAACCGCCAGCUGCAAAUAUGCAAAAAAUGGUAUGGGAUUCAGGAUUGGCAAUGUUUGCAGAGCAACAUGUUUUGGUGAAACCAACCAUAAAUCCGAAAUUGCCCGGAACAAGUUUUUUCUAUCGAAGUCAUAUAAACGAUCUGAAAAUGACAAUUCAUGAAGCAUUGUUUGUAUGGGAAUCUGAAUUGUUUGAAAAAUCAUGGGAACCUAACACAUCUAUUAAUUUUGAUUCUUUAUCAAAUGGUCUUCAGAUGAUAUGGGCAAAAACAAAUAAAAUUGGAUGUGCAUUUGAUGAAUGGACAAGUCCUUCGAAUAAUCAAAAUCACACGAUUUUUGUAUGUCGAUAUGGAGAGAAAAUUGGAAAAGCAAAAAAUAGUGGGAGAGAUAAAACAAUAUAUUUGGAAGGGAAAUAUUGUUCAAAAUGUCCGAUUAACAAUGAAUGUGAAAAAAGUUCAGGACUCUGUAUUGAAAAAUAA